AAUAUGAGUUCUUCGUGGAGUUUCAUCCCGCGGCGGUUACUCUUAUAUUUCAUUACUCUUGCUUGCUCAUUAUUUCUGUUACACUUUUUCCCCGGGGAAACUCUAUUUCUGUACUGUGUUUUAGCGAUUUUCCCUUUUAAAUGCCCUUUAUUUUUUUGCAUCGCUUUCGUUCCUAAAGGGACAGCGGGGAAUUAGAUUCGACGGGUCGCGGUUUAUGUGAAUAUCUUAAUUUGAUUUGUAUAUGUUGAUGGGAUGAUAUCUUGAAUUGUUGAUCACGAGCAGCUGUGUGAUUUGGGGGUUCAAUUUUGUUGGGGUUCAUUCAACAAACAAAGGAUUCGUUGAAGAAUGCCGGAAUGUGUUGAUACUAACCAUCAAGUUAAUUUGUCAAAUGUACGUAUAAUUUCAUUCAAUAUAGGAACAAUCACAAGUCUUCCAGCGUUGUUCCCAGACACCUAAUUGGGUUAAGUGAUAGCUGGGAUUUUAAGUUAAAGCACGAGAAUGUAGAAAAAGUCUAAAUUAGUCGGAACUUGUAGAAGUGUGAACCAUGGGUACGUCUAAAGGACUAGCCAUUUCACAAGGGAGAGAACCUCUCUUUUCAUUUGGAUUGAUCUCUGAUGUCCAGUAUGCUGACAUUCCUGAUGGUCGCUCAUUCCUUGGAGUUCCUCGUUAUUAUAGGCAUAGCAUUCUCGUAUUACAGAGAGCAGUGAAAGCGUGGAAUGAUCAUCAGCGGCAUAAAUUUGUGAUAAAUUUUGGGGACAUUGUUGAUGGAUACUGUCCCAAAGAUCAAUCUUAUAGUACCGUGAAGAAAGUUGUGAAUGAAUUUGACAAGUUCAAGGGAGCCGUGUAUCAUAUGAUAGGCAAUCACUGUCUAUACAACCUUCCUCGCAGCAAGUUACUUCCGCUAUUGAACAUUCAGAGUCCUGAGGGCCAUGCUUACUAUGAUUUUUCUCCUGUGCCAGAAUAUAGAUUUGUAGUUCUGGAUGGCUAUGACGUUAGUGCCAUUGGUUGGCCUCAAGAUCAUCCAAGAACAUUGGAGGCCUUGAAAAUCCUCCGAGAAAAGAAUCCAAAUGUAGAUAAGAACAGUCCUGUAGGUUUAAUGGGGCUCGAAAGGAGGUUUCUCAUGUUCAAUGGAGCUGUUGGAAAGGAACAGAUGGAAUGGCUGAAUGGUGUUCUUGAGGAAGCAACUGAAUUGAAACAGAAGGUGGUGGUCUGUUGCCAUCUGCCUCUAGACCCAGGGGCCUCAACCGGAGAGGCACUGUUAUGGAACUACGAUGAAGUAAUAGAUUUGAUUCACCGAUAUAAUUGCGUUAAGCUCUGUCUAGCUGGACACGAUCACAAAGGUGGGUUCUGUAUUGAUUCCCAUGGGGUGUAUCAUAGAGUUCUCGAAGCUGCCUUAGAAUGUCCUCCCGGCACGGAUGCAUUUGGAUAUAUUAAUGUUUAUACUGACAGGAUAUCACUUGUGGGUACAGGCAGAAUGGCUAGUGAAGACAUGCAUUUUAGUCCCCAAGGCGAUUUUUAAUUUAAGGAAGACACAAAUUGUUUGAUGAUACAGCGUGCUGGGAUCUUAUUGUAAGUCCAACUCUGAGGGAAAUUGAUGUUUCUAUAAAUUUAUUAUGACUUGCAUGUUGAUGAGCGGUAAA
Messenger RNA from Neltuma alba, 1640 nucleotides. Its product is annotated as manganese-dependent ADP-ribose/CDP-alcohol diphosphatase-like. Gene Ontology annotation, molecular function: ADP-ribose diphosphatase activity; CDP-glycerol diphosphatase activity; manganese ion binding. The coding region runs from base 545 to 1519 and encodes 324 amino acids. The transcript has 2 exons. NCBI's taxonomy places the organism in Eukaryota, Viridiplantae, Streptophyta, Magnoliopsida, Fabales, Fabaceae. The record is from RefSeq and is a predicted model, not a curated record.